AUGUGGGGCUUUCAGAUUACCAUGGAUAAACAGAAAGUUUGGGUGCCAGACCCUGUUGAAGGGUUUUUACUCGGCAAAAUUAUUGACCUUGGACAUGAUGGCGAAGCAACAGUCCAGUCAUUGAAUGGGAAGCAGCUGAAAAAGAAUGUCAGCCUAGAACAAGUGCACUAUGCAGAAUUAGAUGAUAACAAGGAUGUGGAAGAUAACUGUGCCUUGAUGUACCUGAACCCUGCCACUCUUCUUAAUAACAUUCGACUUCGAUACAAAAAAGACAAAAUUUAUACCUAUGUGGCCAACAUACUCAUAGCAGUGAACCCUUACUUUGAAAUUAAAGAUCUCUAUUCAUCAAACACAAUCAAGAAAUAUCAAGGAAAAUCAUUGGGUGUUUUGCCACCUCAUGUAUUUGCAAUAGGUGACAAGGCAUUUCGUGAUAUGAAAGUACUGAAACAAUCCCAAUCUAUAAUUGUGUCUGGAGAGUCAGGUGCCGGUAAAACAGAGUCAACUAAGUACCUUCUAAGAUACUUAUGUGAUUUAUGGGGAUCUGCUGCUGGACCUAUAGAACAAAAAAUUCUUGACGCAAAUCCAAUUAUGGAAGCAUUUGGUAAUGCUAAAACUACACGCAACAAUAACAGCAGCAGAUUUGGAAAGUUCAUGGAAGUUCAUUUUGAUAGUCGUUGUCAAGUGGUUGGUGGUUACAUUUCUCACUACCUUCUGGAAAAAUCAAGAAUAUGUACACAGAGUACAGAUGAACGCAAUUAUCAUGUGUUCUAUCUGUUGUGUGCUGGUGCUCCAGAGAAAUUAAGAAACCAACUCAAUAUUACAAAACCAGAUGAUUUUCAAUACUUGAAGAAUGGGUGUACACAAUACUUCACUUCUACAGCUUCCGAGAAGAAAAUUAACAAUGCCCAGAAGAGUAAAUCACAGCAAGCCAAAGGUUCCUUACGUGACCCUUUGUUGGAUGAUGUUGAAGAUUUCAAAGCAAUGGAUGAGGCUUUAGGGCGAUUAGGAAUGAGUGAAAAUGAACGUCUUGAUGUAUACAGUACAGUUGCUGCAGUCUUACAUCUAGGAAAUGUUGCCUUUGAAGAUAAUCCAGAAGAUUCAAAGGGUGGUUGUAGAGUAUGUGCUGACUCUGAGAAGGCCUUGAGCCAAGCUUCAAAAUUAAUGGGAGUGGACCCAGAAGAGCUUCGGCAAGCCCUUGUAUCAAAAGUAUUGCAAACAAGCCGAGGAGGGGUAAAAGGAACAGUAAUUAUGGUUCCCUUGAAAGUAUAUGAAGCAAAUAAUGCAAGAGAUGCCUUGGCAAAAGCCACUUACAGUAGGCUAUUUGAUUACAUAAUUUUACGAAUCAACAAAUCUAUUCCCUUCAAAGCAUCUAGUUAUUAUAUUGGAGUUUUGGAUAUAGCAGGAUUUGAAUACUUUACUGUGAACAGUUUUGAACAGUUUUGCAUUAACUAUUGCAAUGAAAAGUUGCAGCAAUUUUUUAAUGAAAGGAUAUUGAAAGAUGAACAAGAGUUGUAUCAAAAAGAGGCCCUCAAUGUCCCAAAAAUAGAAUAUCGUGACAAUCAGGAUUGCAUUGAUCUAAUUGAAACAAAAGGAGGAGGAAUUUUCAGUCUCCUUGAUGAAGAAUCAAAACUGCCAAAACACAGUGCUCAGCAUUUCACUAUGGAAGUGCACAGGCAGUGGACAUCACAUUUCCGAUUAGCUCUUCCAAGAGCUUCAAAACUGAAAGCACAUCGAGAAAUUCGUGAUGAUGAAGGUUUCAUGAUCAGACAUUAUGCUGGAGCUGUUUGUUAUCAAACUGCCCAAUUUAUUGAAAAGAAUAAUGAUGCACUUCAUGCUUCUUUGGAAGGCUUAGUUCAAGAAAGUAAAAAUCAAUUCUUACAUGGUCUGUUUGCCACAUCAUCUCUUGGACAAAACAAAGGUAAACUGACUUUCGACAGCGUUGGUUCAAAAUUCAAGUCUCAACUUAGCACACUUAUGGAAAAGCUAAGGAGCACAGGGACAAACUUCAUUCGGUGCAUAAAGCCAAAUCAGAAAAUGGUUGAUCAUUUGUUUGAAGGAGGUUCCAUUCUAUCUCAGUUGGAAUGUUCAGGAAUGACAAGUGUCCUAGAACUCAUGCAGACAGGAUUUCCAUCUCGUGUGUCCUUUGUAGACUUGCACAAUAUGUAUAGUAAGAUAUUACCCCCGAAACUUGCAAAAUUGGAUCCACGAACUUUUUGCAAGGCAUUACUUCGAGCUCUGGGUAUGACUGAAAGUGAUUAUCGUUUUGGUGUCACCAAAGUGUUCUUCAGGCCAGGAAAAUUUGCUGAAUUUGAUGCUAUUAUGAAAUCGGAUCCUGAGAGUCUUUCUGCUAUGGUUGCAAAGGUUCAAAAGUGGCUGGUGGUAUCUAAAUGGAAGAAGUCUCAGUGGUGUGCUCUCUCUGUUAUCAAGUUGAAAUAUAAAAUUCUGUAUAGAAGAGGUAACUUGAUUACAAUCCAGAAAUGGGUUAGAAUGUUCUUAGCCAAGAAACAACAUCAACAUCGCUAUCAAGGUAUUAUGAAAAUAAAUGGCCUGAAGGAAAAGUUGAAACGGAUGGAAAAUAUUAUAAGUCAAUUGAAAAAGGAUAAAGAAUCCAGUGUCAAUGAUUUGAAGAAAUUGCAAACUGAUAUGGAUGUUGCGGUUAAGAAGAUUAAGAAUGAAUCCAAAAUAACUUCAACUCAAGUGAAUGAAAUAUAUACCCAACUAAUGAACAAAGCUAAUACACAAAUGAGUCAGUUACAAUCAAAACUAGAACAACAAAAGGGUGCAGAAGAGAAAGAAAGGUUGAGGAAAAUACAAGAAGAAAUGGAACGGGAAAAGCAGCAUCGUGAACAAGAAGAACGCAAAAAGAGGGAAGAAGAAGAAAUGAGAAAGAUGAAAGUAGAAAUGGAAGCACGUAGAAAAGUAGAAGAAGAACAGCGUAAAAAACAGGAGGACUUAGAUCGAAAGACAGCCCAAGCUCUACAGGAGAAGUGGCAGAAGGAAGACAGCAGUUACAGAGAACGUCUAGAGCAAGAAAAGAGGGACCAUGAAUUAGCCCUUCGUCUCGCUCAGGAAACAAAUGAUGCUGUAGAAGAAAUCAAUAAUGUUGAAAAGAGAAGUCUUACUUCUGUUCAAAUUCUUCUCAUCCUGCGAGAUAUUCCGGAUGAUGAUUUUGAAGAAUACGAAAAUGAUGACUAUGAGAAUUUUGUCUACAUUUAUUUCCAACGGUCCCCUCUGGUGCGUUCCAUCCAGGAAGCACAGGGCAAGCAAAAGUACGAUCUCACAAAAUGGAAGUACUCAGAAUUACGAGACACUAUUAAUACAUCUUGUGACAUUGAACUUCUUGAGGCUUGCAAAAUCGAGUUUCAUCGUAGACUUAAAGUUUACCAUGCGUGGAAAGCUAAGAACAGGAAGCGUGCAAUUUUGGAUGAAAAUCAACGAGCACCAAGCUCCAUUUUGGAAGAAGGAAAUAAGCCAAGACAUGUUCCAAUGAAGAUGGCAGUUAACAAUGUAACACAACGAUACUUCCGAAUUCCUUUUGUAAGACCACCUGCAGACGGGCAAACGGGACGAGGAGAGAAACGUGGCUGGUGGUAUGCUCAUUUUGAUGGCCAAUACGUUGCUCGUCAAAUGGAGUUGCACCCUGAUAAACCAGCCAUUCUAUUAAUUGCUGGCACAGAUGACAUGCAGAUGUGCGAGCUAAGUCUAGAUGAAACUGGACUUACAAGGAAGAGAGGUGCUGAAAUUUUGGAACAAGAAUUUAACCGUGAGUGGGAAAAGCAUGGUGGAAAGCCAUAUGUUCGACCUGCAGAUAGAAAGAAAUAAUAGGUGUUCUUUUAUUGAUGUGAACAUUUCAAUUGCAUUGCGAGUGGAGAAUUAUGGAUUCUUCAUGGAAUCAUGAAGGUAUCAUCGUAUUACAUUUUUUAAAGCAGAGAAAGAGGGAAAUUACUGUAAAAAUGAUUUUAAAAUUUUAUUUUAAUUCUGAUUUAUAAUUACAGUAUUGCUUAAAAAUUGUUGUCAAUUUGCCUUCUUUCUGACUUGCAAUUUGAAACAGUUAUUGAUUAAGUUGUCAUUUCAUUGGGAAUAAAAUUGAUUAAUUAUAUAAGGAGAUUAACAAAAAAUCAUCAGUAAUAAUAUGGUAUCAUUUGAGGUCAUUUUUAAUUGUUGCUGAAGUGUUUUGCUUGUACACUGCUUGUCAGGAAAAUGUGAUGAUAGGAAAAACUGUGACUGGAUGUGAGUAAAAAUCAAAUUAUAUUUAUUGUGAUGCUCUGUGCAACUAAAAUCUGACAUUCAUAUUGUCUGUGUGGAUCUAACACACAAAAUACUAUUGUUAAAAUCUUCACAUGAGUUCUUUGUUGAAUAACUCCUACAAUGUUUGGAGUUAAAAUAAAAUGGAAUUAUAUGUAUUAUGUAUUGUAAAUUUUAUCAUGUGAAUAAAAAAAUUGUUUUACAGUUACAAUUUUUACUUUAAAAUUAUUUUUUGCUCUUGACAAAAG
Gryllus bimaculatus (two-spotted cricket) is the source of this 4493-nucleotide messenger RNA. NCBI's taxonomy places the organism in Eukaryota, Metazoa, Arthropoda, Insecta, Orthoptera, Gryllidae. The record is from the annotation of a GenBank genome assembly.